Odocoileus virginianus texanus is the source of this 5036-nucleotide messenger RNA. NCBI's taxonomy places the organism in Eukaryota, Metazoa, Chordata, Mammalia, Artiodactyla, Cervidae. The record is from RefSeq and is a predicted model, not a curated record.
CCUCUCCGCCAGCACCCUGUCCAUGUCCUCCGGGAGCAGCCUGGGCUCCCUGGCCUCCAGCCGGGGGUCCCUGAACACGUCCAGCAGAGGGUCGCUCAACUCUCUCAGCUCCAGCGAGCUCUACUACACCAGCCAGGGCGACCAGCUGGACGCGGAUUAUCAGUACAAACUGGACUUCCUCCUGCAGGAGAAAGGCGGCUACAUGCCUUCCGGCCCCAUCACCACCAUCCACGAACACGAGGUGGCCAAAUCCCCCAGCCAGCCUGGCCAGAGUGGUCCCGGGGGGGCGGCGGCCGCAGCCCCCGGCCGCCCCGCCCCCCUGGCCGAGGCCCCCAAGUCCGUGACAUCCCUGUCCUCGAGGUCCUCCCUGUCCUCCCUGUCCCCGCCCGGCUCCCCCCUGGGCUUGGAAGGCGCGUUCCCCAUGUCUGCGCACGACGGCCCGCUCCAUCCGCUCUCUGCUGACUUGGAGGACUGCGAGCUGAGCGGCCACUUCGAAGACAUCAGCCUCGGAGAGCAUCAGCUACUGCUGGACCCUGACCCGGGAGGAGCGCCCCCGUCUCUGCUGGACGGGAUCAAGGAGCUCCGCGAGUGUGCUCAGGAGCCUCUGUAUGAGGGGCCCGCAGAUGUGGAAAAAUCGUUACCAAAAAGAAGGGGAAUCCACUUGCUGGGGGAGAAGACCGCCUGUGUGUCAGCUGCGGUCUCGGAUGAGUCAGUGGCUGGGGACAGCGGGGUCUACGAAGCGUUCGUGAAACAGCCCAGUGAGGUCGAGGACGUGCCGUACAAUGAGGAGGACGCCACGGUCAUGGAGACGGCCCAGGUGCAGAUCGGGCUGAGAUAUGAUCCAAAAAGGUCGAGUUUUAUGGUGCUGGUAGCACAACUCCGAAAUCUGCAUGCCUUCCUGAUACCUCACUCUUCAAAAGUGUAUUUCCGGGUUGCCCUGCUUCCCUCCUCAAGUGACGUCAGCUGCCUGUUUCGAACGAAAGUGCACCCAGCUGCGGAGUCCCUGCUCUUCAAUGAUGUGUUCAGGGUGGCCGUCUCCCAGACGGCCCUGCAGCAGAAGACCCUGAGGGUGGACCUGUGCUCCGUCGGGAAGCCCCGCAGGGAGGAGUGCCUGGCGGGAACUCAGAUCAGCCUGGCGGACCUACCCUUUUCCAAUGAGAUUUUCACUCUGUGGUAUAACUUGCUUCCUUCAAAGCAAAUUCCCUGCAAGAAGAACGAAGAGGAUACUGAGGACUCGGUAUUUCAACCAAGCCAGCCGCUCGUGGAUUCCGUAGACUUGGAUGCAGUGUCAGCCUUACUUGCAAGAACAUCAGCGGAGCUGUUGGCCGUGGAACAAGAGUUAGCACAAGAAGAAGAACCAGGGAAGGAAGAAGAGCACAGAGGUCCAGAUGGAGAUUGGUUGGCCAUGCUGAGAGAGGCCUCAGAUGAAGUUGUGGCCGAGGAAGGGGACAAAGUGAAAUUGGCGGAGGGCAGUCGCUGUGCAGAAGAUGUAAGCCCACGCCCACGUGUGCCCGAGAUGGACAAGGACACAAGUAGGAAAGAAAGCAGCUGUGCCAAUGACCUUGGGAGUCAGCCCCCCACAGGGACACCGGCCCUGGUUGAUAAAGAGACAAAUACCGACGAGGCCGGUGGUACCAGCUUGGCCGUGCGCCCCAAAGACCGCAGCAGCCUCAGCUCACGCCAGCACACCUUCGUGAGGAGCAGCGUGAUCGUGCGCUCGCAGACCUUCUCCCCCGGGGAGCGGAGCCAGUACGUGUGCAGGUUAAAUCGAAGUGACAGUGACAGUUCAACACUGGCUAAAAAAUCGCUAUUUGUGAGGAACUCCACCGAACGGCGAAGUUUGAGAGUCAAGAGGGCGGUGUGCCAGCCGGUCCUCCGGAGGGCGGCGCCCGAGUGCCCCGUGCGGACCUCCCUGGACCUGGAGUUGGACCUGCAGGCCUCCCUGACCCGGCAGAGCCGCCUCAACGACGAGCUGCAGGCCCUGAGGGGCCUGAGGCAGAGGCUCGAGGAGCUGAAGGCCCAGGGCGAGACGGACCUGCCGCCGGGCGUGCUGGACGACGAACGCUUCCAGAAGCUCCUGAGACAGGCGGGGAAGCAGGCCGAGCAGUCCAAAGAGGAGCAGAAGCAGGACCUGAACGCGGAGAAGCUGAUGCGGCAGGUGUCCAAGGAUGUGUGCCGGCUCCGCGAGCAGAGCCGCAAGGUGCCCCGACAGGUGCAGUCCUUCCGGGAGAAGAUUGCCUACUUCACCAGAGCGAAGAUAACCAUCCCGUCCCUGCCCGCUGAUGACGUGUGACCACAUCACCGACAAGCUCGUGUUUUUCACCUCUUCAUUUCUUAGGGAGGGCAAAAGACGGAACAUGCAUCUUGUUCGGGAUUUUGUUUUGUAAUAUAACCGUCAACUCUUAAAGAGCUUUUAUUUCACGUCAGAUUUUCAAACAUGUUAAUUUGUAAAGUACCUUGAAUAUAAUUCUAAUUUGUUUAAAAAAAGAGAAAAAAAAAAUCAGAUAACCAAACGGGAUCACCCGGUACCCAAAUGUACAGUAUCGCCAGUGGGCUUUAUUUUGUAGAAAUGGAAUAGAGGCAGGACCCCACGUGUAUCCCGUUGGACCGACUGUUGAGAAAUAACUUGGUUUAGCAGAAGGCAGUUUUCGCUUUUCCUUUGUCCUCCUAUGAGCAACCGUGAGGCUGGCAGCAGGGACCCUGGGUGCCAGAAGGCGGCUCCUUCCACGGGAGCAGGAGCCUCAGUGCAGGGUCUCAGGUCCACGUGGGACAGAGGGUGCAUUCAUCUCCAUCACCUCUGUCGGAACACUGUGUCCUGGGAACAGCUUCCUUUUUGUCCUUUUCUGUGUGUCUAAAGAAAAUGAAAACAAAACCUGAGUAUGAGAAGGUAAGGAUGCAAAGGAACCAUUCUCCUAGUGACACUUCACUUCUCGUGAUGUGUGACUUUAAAGGCAGGGAGACGAAAGGGGAAGAAGGCCAGUUCGCCUCCAACACAACAGCAUCAGCACGUUAGCAAGCAGCCGCUGCUUCUCAGUCGGCAUGAGUGUAAGUGUUCACACCCGAGUUUCUGGCGUGCGCCAGGCAGGUUGGGUGCUCGGCGUGAGGGUGGUACCCGGUGGAUGAAGGUGGGGGCCCGGGGCUCUGAGGACCGGCAAUGCCAGCGAUGCAGGCGGAGACGCAUCAGCUGCAUGUGGUGCAACCGGGCGCAGAAGAAGGGGUGUCUUGACUGAAUCAGGGUUGCCAAAUACUUCAGUAAACCAAUUUCUUCCAACCUUUACUAGAAGUUACUUUGCAGCUGUCAUUUUUAGGGAAUCCUGUCUGUAGCUUGUGGUAAGCAGUUAGGACGCAAAGAGAAGAGAGUGCCUGGGGAGAUGAUUAAAUUAAAGUAAAGUCUGAGUCACUUGUUUAAAAAAUAUAUAUAUUCCAGACGAACAAGAUGGGAACCAACUAAAGUUCCCUCCGGUGGAGAAUUUUAGCUUGCCCAACUCAAGCACUUCUUAAAAGAAACAAAUCCCCAGGAUAGCCCUGCCUGCAUACAAGGCUUUUAAAAUAAACAGUUUUUGUGCAAGUUAAGCCAUACUUGCUACCCAGUCUGUAAUACUGGAAGGGGCAGUGUUUGGUGAGCCACCUUAGGUAGCAAGUGAAAUCAAUUUUUUUUUUUAAGAGAUGAAAAAAUCAUCUUAAAGGAAUGGGUCCCAUAAAAAAAGAAACACGCGUUCUAUUCCUAAGCUAGAGUCCUCAUUGGUUAAGAAUUUAUAUUUGAAAGCAAUUACACAUGUUUUGGAAAGUUCAUUUUUCAGAAUCAGAAUUCAAAUCAAGCCAUUUCUGAGCCUAGAACUGUAAUGACUUUUCCUAAGUGUCCCCACCAUUUAUGUACAAAAGUCUCUGAAGUGAUAACUGGACGUGACACUACUUUGAACAAAAACCAGUCUCGUGAAUUGACUGAACACAGUCCUUGCAGGCGGCCCAGUUCAUCCUGUUAGGUGACCUAGGAGAACUGGAAAAAGAGCUCUGUUCCUCCUUGUCAAGGUCAAAUGUGAAAAACAGAAGUUUAUUUAAUGUAGAGUUAAAUGAAGGUCAGCUGUCUUCAGCUUCUCAGUGUGACCAUGAAAAUGUUUAUAGGAUUAUGUGUGGUUGUACCGUACGAUUUUAUUUUCUUCAUUUAUUUAUUUACGGUCUUAUUUAUGUUCUGUUUAAUAUAUAGUUUGGUUCUGGCCAUCUUAAAUGUUUGACAUAGAAGAGGCUAUAUUGGAAUAUUUACAGCUUUAUAAAUUCCAUCAGAUUAGCUGUUAACUUUUUGUACUACGCAAGAGUUUCAGACAAGCAUAAAAGAAUAAAACCUGUCUCAGGCCGGUAGUUAGCAGUUGUAUGCAAGAUGCUUUGGUUUUAUUUUACAGCAUUUGCUCAUUUCUAACAUGAGAGGCAAACUUAUUUUAAUAUAAUCCUUUUUCACACUUUAAAAAUCAGCAAUAGUGUUAUGUAUUUAUAGGCAGCUUUUAACAAUCCUGUUGUAUUUGUACUAACCCAAAUGAUUCACAGUGACAAAACAUUUUAAUAACUUGAUCACAAAACCAUCUGGACAACAUGAAUUUUAAUAUUAUAAAUACUAUUUUUUAAAGGUAGAAUUUAUUCUUCACAGGGUAAAAAGAAUGUAAUAUUUAGUUCUCAAGUUUGAAUUAUCAGUAUGUUAUUACAAUUUUGUAUAUCAGAAUCUAAGUGUUACAGGUACAAAAAGAAUAUUGCUAGCCAAAUGAACAAAGUUUAGCUGAAUCUCUGUAGCAUGCAAAUCAAAUAAAUUUAAAAUCUUUUUUGGUAUUACUUUAUAUUGUAUUAAAUAUCAAAAGCUCAGGACUGAAACUAAAUAUUUAAUCAGGUUAAAUUCUGAAUAUGUUUCUGUUUUAAUUUGUCUUGUUUGUAAAAGUAUGCAAAUACAUCACAUAGAUUAACUCUGGUUUCUGCACUUUUCAUGUGUUCAUGGGUGGAAAAAAAAUUCAGUGUUUGUUUUUUUUUUAAACAAAGAUACAUAUUGCCUAAUA